AUGGAAGAGAAUAGUUUAUUGAAAAAUAGCAUUGAAGAACUUCGGCAACGAAUGAUCGCAAAGUUAAAUGCCCGUCAUGAAAAUACUACCACAGCAAAUUGCAGAAGUAAUACUUCUUUGGAUCUCAUCAAUGAUCUUUUAUCUCGUACCCAAGAUUUUUUAAAAUCAUCGAGAGAAGAUGACGUUUUAAAAAAAAAGUUGGAUGAAGAAAUUCAAAAUGCUUUGUUAUUGGUUCCUAAAGGUUAUCAUUCUCGACUUUUAAUCGAUUCAUUAAAUCAGUUGCAUCAUAAAAUAAAGGAUGAAGGCGAAAAGAAUACUUUCGCAUUUUCAUCGAAAUUGGUUCAACAAAAUACCAUGGCUCCUAAAACCACAGAAAAAAGUGGUCAAGAAGUAUGCAAGAUGGAUAUUAAAAGUCGAUCAAAAAAUUCAGUCGAGCUUGAUUCUAAGGAUGGUGUAAGUAUGAAAUUAGACGAUAAUGACGGCAAAGAUGUGGUCGUAAAAAAUAUCCAGAAUAGUCAAAUAUCGAUUGUUUUUAAUGCUUCGGCAGUAUAUCUUAACCUAAUCAAAGCUUCGACGUUAAUUUUCAAACCAGUAUCUUCAUCAAUUUUAAUAAGAGAUUGUAAUGAUUCAGUAAUUGUUGUAUCUGCACAACAAAUACGCUUGUAUAAUUCUCAUAAUAUUAUGCUUUAUAAUGCGGUACGUAGUUCUAUUGUCAUAGAGGAUUGCACCAAUAUUAAUGUUGCUCCCUAUAAGGUUAAUGGUAUUACUGUAGAUUUUUGUGAUAAUAAUCAUUGGUGUAAAGUUGAAGAUUUCAAUUGGUUGUCCAGCGAUGUUCCUAGUCCGAAUUGGUGUAUUAUGGACAAAGCGAACUGGAUAUCUUUUGAUUUAUAA
Molecule: messenger RNA, 891 nt
Organism: Dracunculus medinensis (Guinea worm)
Lineage: Eukaryota; Metazoa; Nematoda; Chromadorea; Rhabditida; Dracunculidae
Source: the annotation of a GenBank genome assembly